CGCUCUCAAGCAGUGCACGCACGCGCAAAAGCUCCAAAUUACAUACAUAUAUUAAACGCGUUGAAAGUGAUUACUUUUUUUCGAUUAUAAUCACUUGUGCUAAUUUCGUUCUGUGAAAAUGAAAGUGUUCGCCAUUUUUGCUACCACAUCCCUACUCAUUGUCAGCUGCGCUUGGGCCGCGCCAAGCGUACAAGAUAAUCGUGUCGAGGGGGAUAAUGGUGGCGGUACACUGGGUCUGGCCGCCCGUUACCUUGGCAGCUGUUUUGAGGCUGAGGAUAUGACCACCUGCUUGGCGGUUAAGGGUAUUACCGCAUUGAAUCGCGCCGCUAGGAGCAACAACAUCGAACUUGUCAAUGGAAUAUCACUCAAGAGAGAUUCCACCUCUGCUCUGGCACGCAGCGGCAAAGCUUUGAAUGAAAAUGAAAUCUACGCCCAACUUCCCGAAAAUGCCGAUGAACGUAGCGGACGUUUGGUAGAAAUCGCUAUGGAAAAUGUUGCCGAAUUCCUUGGCUCCCACAGUCUGGAAGUAAAGUUGCCCGCCGAAGCCACACAAGACAUGGCACGUGCACUUGAUGAAGGACGCGGCAAAUUGAAGAAAAUGCUGGGUCCCAUUGCACUCGCUAUUGGCGCUAAACUCUUUGCCGUUCUCCCUCUCGUACUCGGCGCUUUGGCUCUAUUCACCUUCAAAGCUGUAAUUGUGGCCAAGAUUGCUUUGGUCUUGGCUCUGAUUGUGAGCGGUUCACGUUUUUUCGGUGGUUUGGGCAGUAAAUUCGGCGGUGCUUUUGGCGGUGGCUACAAUGCUGGCUGGUCUGGUGCCAGCAAUGCCGGUUGGUCGUCGGCUCCGUCAUCAUCCUAUCCAUAUGCACGCAGCUUGGAUGCUCAACAAUUGGCUUAUAGCGAACAAGCGCCUGCUUUGGCUGAUGAGGAGGAGCAUUAAUUGGAAAGUAUUUUGCUAUCGCUUAAACGGGGGUCUUUACUGUUGCAUGGGAAAUGCUAAAUAUGUGCCUUCAUUAAAAUUUAAUUUAUAUUUUUUAUUUUAAUGUGUACUAUAUAGUU
Messenger RNA from Ceratitis capitata (Mediterranean fruit fly), 1056 nucleotides. RefSeq lists its product as uncharacterized. The record is from RefSeq and is a predicted model, not a curated record. Bases 119 to 937 code for a protein of 272 amino acids. The transcript has 3 exons. Lineage: Eukaryota; Metazoa; Arthropoda; Insecta; Diptera; Tephritidae.